Molecule: messenger RNA, 1323 nt
Organism: Rotaria sordida
Lineage: Eukaryota; Metazoa; Rotifera; Eurotatoria; Philodinida; Philodinidae
Source: the annotation of a GenBank genome assembly
AUGCAUACACUAACAAUAACACCAAUUAUUGAACGUUUAUUACAUACAUAUCUUCGUCGUCAUCCAGCAUCUGUUUGUGUUGGAUCAAUUGUCAAUCUAACUGAAUGUGUUGAACAAAGUAUUAUUUUUGAAUUUUUUUAUUUUGCUUAUUUCUAUUAGGGUGGAAACGCUGAUAUAAAAGAAAAAAAAAGAUUUCAUAAAAAAGAAAAUGAAUAUGAUUUGAGAUUAUAUACAUCGUAUUGAUUGCACAAGUAGUGUAGGCAAAGUGAUAAGAUUUUUAACAAAAGAAGAUUCAGCUGUAUCUGACUGAGUUACUUAAUCAUCCUGAUGCAGCACAAUAUAAACUUGAUCCGAUAUUUUAUUUAUUUAUUUUUUCAUUAAAAUUAUGUGUUUACUUCAAUUAAGAAAAAGACAUUAUUAUCCUUGUAUUUGUGUCUCGUUUUUUUUUGUCUUAUUAUUGUGUAUUAUUAAUAAAGAAGUAUCUGAUGAAAAAUACAAUAAUGACGUAUGACGUAUUUAUUUAUUUAUUUUAUGAAAACGAAAAAGUUUUUUUUCUUUCUAUUGUGUGAUGUUUGUUACUACGACAAACAUAUUCUUGCUGUACAAUCACCUGUCAAAACAAAUCUCGUAUUGGUUUUCUCUUUUUUUUUUAUGUGCUGAAAAUUCUAUUCAGAUUGACGUACUUGUUCUGAAGUAAAUAAUAAUGAUGAACGAUUUUCUACAUAGUUGACCGAAAUCUGUAGUGAUUCUAAUAAUCAUGGUGAUGAUUUACGGUAUAUUAUUGAUACACAAUGUUUAAAAUAAGUUAUUUGAAUAUUUUGAAAAUUUAACGUCAGUAUAUUAUUUAUUCUCUACUCAAUAUGAUUGAAGAAGAUCUACAAACAAAUAAAUAAAGAAAUCAACAAUAAUAAUGAUAAUAUUACAUGUAAAAAAAAAACAACAAAUAUUUAAAAAUUCGUAGGAUAAGAUAAGGAUAGAAGUUUUACACAUUAGGAUAGGGUAAAGAUUGAAGUUCUGCACGAUAUAGUAAGGUAAUAGUAGGACUCUUUUUGUCAGUCAGGGUACAGAGUAUGAGGAACAGCUUACCCUGUGAAUCUAUACACUCAAAUUACCUAAUUGAUCAUGAUCCAAUGAGGUUCUGGUGUUGUAGUGAAACUCGUCGUGAUUUUUUCAUUAUUAUCAAUAGUAGUCAGAAGAGUACGUGUCUUAGCAGCGACCAUUGUUUUGUUGAGAAGAUUAUUUAGCUUAUCUGAAUUGACAUUUACUCGAAUAUGAACACGCUUAUUAGCAAAUCAAAUCAAUAAUAUUAUUUAUUCGUUCAUA